CUAAGGCAGAAGAAAUGGAGCUCCAAAAGAAUGAGUUGAACAAACUGAAACAAGAGUACCAAGCUCAGGCAGUUGAGCUGAUCUCAGUUAAAGCCAUGGCAAACAUCACUGAAAACCAUGUGGAGGCUCUGAAGAGAGAAAGAGAAGUGAAACGAGUGGCUUUCUCUGCAUCUCUGAUGGUCUCGGGUUCAGAAUGUAUCGGACCAUUUAAUGCACAAACACCUCUGGUCUUCAAACAUGUUUUUACAAAUAUUGGAAAUGCCUACAACGCAAAUACAGGGUUUUUCACAGCACCAUUAAAAGGAGCCUAUCACUUUGAGGUCUACAUAUUUGGUCAUGGACGUCCUUCCAAUCCUUCAGGUGCAGCGUUGUUCAAGAAUGGAGAACAUAUUUGUAUUGCAUAUCAGCAUCAGCCUUCACAUGAUGCUGCCACUGCAAAUGGUGUCACACUGCUGCUGGAGAUUGGAGAUGUUGUGUUUUUGCGUCUGUGGCAAGAUUCUUUGACUUGUGACAGUUACAACCAUCACACAACCUUCAGUGGUCACCUGCUUUUCACCAUGUGAACAGCAAACAGUCCUUAUUUCUGUGUCAGUCAGAUGAUAGUCACCUAAACACCACAAUGUUGUGUCAGAAAACCAAUAUAAUGUUGAUUUCCAAAAUCAGCAGAAUAAAAACCUUUUUUGGGAAACGUUUA
Austrofundulus limnaeus is the source of this 694-nucleotide messenger RNA. RefSeq names its product complement C1q-like protein 4. The record is from RefSeq and is a predicted model, not a curated record. Lineage: Eukaryota; Metazoa; Chordata; Actinopteri; Cyprinodontiformes; Rivulidae. Gene Ontology annotation, molecular function: protein binding.